Messenger RNA from Paramecium pentaurelia, 916 nucleotides. NCBI's taxonomy places the organism in Eukaryota, Ciliophora, Oligohymenophorea, Peniculida, Parameciidae. The record is from the annotation of a GenBank genome assembly.
CCUCAUGUAUUAGAUACAUAAAAGAGCAUUGUAAGAAUAUCUAAAAAGUGGCAAUAUUGAUUAAAGAAUAGUUUCAAUGAAUUUAUUAAAUGUAAGUUAAUUGAAGAAUGAAGAACUUAAUGUAUUACACAAAUCUUUAAGUACAAAGAACUAAAAAUUUGAAGGAGAUGCAGGUAAAAUAUUAUCUAAAGUAUUUCCAUUUAUUUUUAUACUCUUUAGUUUAGACCAAAAGUUAAAUCUAAUGGAUUACCACUUUAUUUUAAGAAACCUGAUUAUACACAUGAAGAUUAAGAACUUAAUCAAUUAGAAGAACAUCUGUAUAGAAUUGAUUAAUUAAAUUAGCAAAAUUGUACUAAAAUCUAAAUUGAAUACUUGCAAAGUCUUUAAUGGAACUUAUCUUGUAGAUCCAUCUAUAUAAGAUCUUCAAAGGACUAAUCAAAAAUCUAAACAACCUUAAUAAUUUGUUUACUUUCCUGCCAUCAAACGAUAACCAAGUUAAGCUAAUCUAAGAGAUACUUAAUAAAUAAAAUAAGUUGUUAAUUAAAGAUUACAUGAUUCUGAAUUAACAUUGCAUGAAUUAAGAGAAAGAUAUAAAGAAUCUAAAUUAAGUGACUUUUAAAAGUAUUUUUUUUAAUUGAUUGAUGAGGGGGAUGUUGGUGAAUUGUAAUCUUUAUUUAAACAAAAGGAAAUAUCCUAAGAUAUUCUUAAUAGUCCAAAUCAUAAAGGUUAUUAUCCUGUUCAUUUGGCUAUAAAAUAAAAAGAUCCACAAUUAUUUAAAUUGUUUUUGUAAAAUGGAGCUGAUUUAACAGUUUUAACAAGAAAAAAGAAAUCAAUCAAAUAAUUAUUAGAUAUAUAUUAUAAUGAUGAAAUUUAUGAAUUAAUUAAUGGAAAGAAGAAAGGGAAAUUAUAAUUAUGA